Messenger RNA from Haemonchus placei, 369 nucleotides. NCBI's taxonomy places the organism in Eukaryota, Metazoa, Nematoda, Chromadorea, Rhabditida, Trichostrongylidae. The record is from the annotation of a GenBank genome assembly.
AUGUCGACCUCCUUGACCACUGUCAAUGAGGGAAUGGACAGUAAGCGGCAACGUGAUCGACCUACUGUUGUAUCAUCGCUUGUCGGUGGAGCAAUUGCUGGUGCUGUGGCCAAAACUACCAUCGCUCCUCUCGACCGAACUAAAAUCUACUUUCAAGUGUCGACUACUCGGGGAUACUCGUUUAAAUCUGCCGUAAAAUUCGUCAUUCUAACAUAUCGGGAACAUGGGUUUGUGGCUUUGUUUCGUGGCAACUCUGCCACUAUGGUUCGUGUAAUGCCUUAUGCUGCCAUACAGUUUGCUGCAUUUGAGCAGUACCGGCAUUGGCUGCAAGUUGAUGAGAACGGGCAAGUUUUAAUAUUAUCUAUAUAA